GGCGGCAACAAUUGUCUUUUGUUUAUCAAUAACCGAGUUUUAGAAAGGCCGAAUAUUUAAAAAAUUAACAGUACGCUUUUGAAAAAAGUUUAUAUUUUUCGAGACGAGGAGAUAGCGCGCUAAUGCUGACAUGGAGGCUAAAUUAAAGUCUGCUCUAGGAUUAACAUUUGUGAAAAGCAAAGGAACAAAAGCUGGAGGAUGCAUUAGUGAAGGCAGAGUUUAUGAAACAGAUCAAGGAUUAAUAUUUGUAAAAGUCAACAAUGAAUCAAAAGCAAUUACUAUGUUUGAAGGAGAAGUCGAGAGCUUGAAAUCUAUUUUAGAAACAAAUACCGUAAAAGUGCCAAAACCUUUAGAAGUUAUAAAAUUAAACUCAUCUGGUGCUGCUGUUGCCAUGGAAUACAUUGAUAUGUCCGGCUUGUCAAAAUAUGCAGAGUUGCUUGGAGAGCAAUUGGCAAAGAUGCAUUUGCAUAAUGCAAGUUUAAAAUGUAAUGACUCUUCAGUUCAUAAAAGCAAGAGUGAAAGUCCAGUUCAUAUUGAUCAGUUUGGAUUUCAUUGCACUACUUGUUGUGGUUACAUUCCUCAAGUGAAUUCUUGGAAAAGUGAUUGGUUUGAAUUCUAUGCUCAACAAAGACUUGGUCAUCAACUUCAACUAAUUGAAACAAAUUUUGGAGAUCGAGAAGCCAGAGAGCUGUGGUCAGAAUUGAGUCUUAAACUAUCUAAAUUUUUUAAAGAUAUUGUUGUAGUGCCAUCUCUGUUACAUGGUGACCUGUGGAGUGGUAAUGUAGCUGAAAUUAAUGAAGGUCCAGUUAUUUUUGACCCUGCAUCUUUUUAUGGCCAUUCAGAAUAUGAACUUGCUAUUGCUGAUAUGUUUGGUGGAUUUCCCAAGUCGUUUUACAAUUCCUAUCAUAGUGUUCUACCAAAACAAAUAGGAUUUGACAAAAGGAAAGAUGUGUAUAAACUAUUUCAUUGUUUGAAUCAUUGGAAUCACUUUGGAGGAGGAUACAGGAGUUCGUCAAUUUCCAUUAUGAAACGUCUUUUGAAGGAUGACUAACAUAGAAAAUUGCAAAUUGAAUUUAAUUGAUUUUAAAAACUAAAAUGUUGCCAUAUUUAUCAUGUCUUUGUGAAAGUAAUCCUUGUAUAUAUAAUUAACAUUCCAAACUAUAUGUUGUACUUCAUUAGGAUAAAUACCCAAUUGAAUUUCUCACAAGUGCCAGUAAUAUAGUUUAGUUAAUUUUCAAAUUAUUUCCAAAUGAUUUCUGAUUAUGUUGAAGUGUUAAUUUCAUUUUCUGUGAAUUAUUCUUCAUUCAUAUUUAUCCUUAAUUUGAGUUCCCUUUGAUGUGCUCCAAAAUUAGUGAUAAUAAAGAAAAUAUUUUAGUAAUAAAGUAAUGAGAGUAUUGUUUUUAGAAGAAGCUAUAAAGAUGUGCUUUUUCAACUAUAAACAAAUGUUUUCAUUAAUUUUAUUAUGCAUAUAAAGUGAAAUUUGAAUUUUUGUAAAAAUAUACCUUUCGCACUUAAAGUGCAGAAAUGCUUUUUGAUAAUGUGCCUUUUAUUCAACCUAUAAAUAACUAAAUCUUGAACAAUAUACUAUAAGUAAAGACAGCACAUUUUAAAAUAUAAAUUUUUAUUAUGAAUGUGAUAUUUUAUCACUCUAAAUACUGUAGUCUUCGUCAAGCAUUAAGAAAAAAAAAAUCUCACAAAAAAGUAGCAUUUCUUAAUGUAUCCUUUUCAUGUCAGUGAUGAGCAUGCAUAACACAUAAAAAAUAAUAUGUUUCCUGUAUCUGUGAGUAACUGUAUAUAGUUAUUUUUUAUUUCACCAUUAAUUUUUGCAUAUUUAAUGUAUUGCAACGUGAUUAGAUUAUAAAAGAUCUUUCCAUAUUUAGAGAUGACUUUUCCAAAGUGUGCAAGUUUCAUUGAGGGCUCGUCUCUAAUGCAAAAAAGUUUGUUGCCUCAAUGAAGUGACAUUAGAGAUUUAAGUUUUACCAUAUUUUUGGGAAUAUGCCUCACACCCAAAGUUAAGCAAUUAAAAACCAAUAUUAAUUAUUAAACUGGGAUGCAAUUUAAACAUAUUAUAUGUUCUAAAGGAUUUUUUUUUCUAAUCAUGUUCCUGUAGAUUGGGACCGUAAAGUCACUAACUAGAAACUUUACCGAAUUUUGGAUCAUUACUGAAAACUUCAACAUAGUGGGUGUAAAAUCAUGGAACAAUUCCCUUAAUGGAUGUUUCAAAAAGUUAUGUACUUCUGUUGAAAUAAUUAUCGUUAUAUACUUGCUUAAAUUUCAGCAAUUUAGUUUCAGCAAUUAUCAUACUUAUUUAUGAGAUAAAAGUUCUGAAAUAUUUUCCCUAACAGCACGCAAAAAUCUGAACACAUAAAUAUUAACAUGUGACACAUUUUAGCCAAAUUUUAUAUUUCUUGUCCGUUAGUCAAAGACUAAUGGCAAUAAAAGUUGUAAAAAAUGCAAGAAACACCAAAUUCUUUUUUUGCCUAUUUUUUGCAUAGUUUAUCACUUGGAAAUGAACUUUUUCAAAAACAAAACACUUGAAGUAAUGCUAAAAGAAGUUAAAUAGGAAAGUAUGAUUUGAUAUUAUUUCAAAUUUAAAACAAGCAUAAAAUCGAAUCCCAGAAACUAACCCAUUUCAAAAUUCAGGAUUGCAGUACUAAAACCUUUUUGACACAAGAUAUGGGGUUGGGCACGUUUAAAAUCAGUUUUGAAACAUGUUCAUUACAAUUUGUUUUCCUUUAAAAAGAAAAAAGUUUAUUUUCUCUCAAAAGCAGAAAACAGUUUUGACUGCUCUGACUUUAGUUUAAUGUAGUGCUAGUGUCAUAUUUAGCUGAAACAGACAAUCGUUUCAUUUGCAUUAAAAACUGCGAUAGCUUUUUUUUCUCAUGAACUCGAAGAAUUUAUGAUCUGUUAACUAGUUUAACAAAAGGAACUCAAACACCCAUUGAUUGCGAAUAUUUCUGAACAUAGUUUUAAUUUCUUCUUAUGCAAGGAUUAGUUAUGAUUCAUGACAAUGUUUAGGAACCAUGACACUGUUUAGAGAACUUACUUCAGUUUGAAAAUUUUUCAUUAUCUUAUAAAUAUUUCAUUCAUUUUAACAGGAAAUACAAACCAGAGUGUUUAUAGUGAUAUGUUUUGACACUUAAAAUCAAAAAGUGCUGGACAUUAUUUAUUUAAAAUUUAUAAUAAUAUUAUUUUAAACAACCCAUCCAUUUUGUCAAAUUUUGUUAAUUAUUUAUUAUUUUAAUGCUCAAAUCAAAAUAAUUUUGUUUGUGUGUGUGUGUGAAACAUUUAAAGUUUUUCAAAGCUAUUUUAAUGUUUUGAUUGAAAUGUAUGAAACAUCAAUUUGUCAUGUGUGUAUUGUAAUUUCAAUCAAAU
Messenger RNA from Uloborus diversus, 3375 nucleotides. Its product is annotated as ketosamine-3-kinase-like. The transcript has 8 exons. The coding region runs from base 131 to 1051 and encodes 306 amino acids. NCBI's taxonomy places the organism in Eukaryota, Metazoa, Arthropoda, Arachnida, Araneae, Uloboridae. The record is from RefSeq and is a predicted model, not a curated record.